AUGAUGUCCACCAACCCUUCACGGCGUACUGCGCCUCCACUCUAUUCGUCUCACUCGCUAGAAGGUAUGGAACAGGUGGUUCCACCAAAGAUGAUGUACUUCACACCCCACCGCUCUGAGAUUCUCAUCAACAAACCCCUCCCUGGGCGACCGGUACCCAUCAUGAUGCUGGAUUCUCCGACCGAGGGCGAGUACUCUGCUAUGUACAGCGACUCGGACAGCGACACAGAAAGCACCCUUGAUGAAAGCCUACAAAGUCCCAGUGUCUCCUCAAGCUACUCACGAGAACGAGAUUUCCCUAUCUUUGUCCGAUCCAACUCGGAUGACUUCACCAAUUUCGAUCCCACCCCCGCACACGAUAUGGAACAACCAGUAGCGGUGCCGUCCCCACUUGAUCUCCAUCACCCGGAGGAGCGCACGGACGCCAGUCCCAUCGACAUCGACGCUUCCUCUAUUAUCCUAGGCACAUCUGCACAUUACGGUCGUCCGGUGGAUUGGACUCGCAGAAUAGAUUCCAACCACUACUUCCGAGAAAAGACCUGGGAUUUUUUCCCCGAGCUCGCGACCCCCUCUACUCGCCAAACUAGCGGCCGCCAGAGCCCCGCUUCUACUCGGACGGGCAGGGAAGGUCGCUUAAACGUUUCUGCCAAGACACCGAAAUGGUAUUCUAUGCAUUCAUCGAGCUGGAAGCCUGCUGUUCGGGACUCGAUUAAAUCAUAUGUCAACAAAACAUUGACCCGUGAUGAGGCUGAAGAGAGGGAUAGACCAGUCAGUGCUCGACGAGCCCCUCCUUCACGCCGUUUCACCGCACCCAUGGGCCCGCUCAGCGCACACCCGCCAUCCAUCAUGGGAGACGACGAAGAUUUCGACGAGGAGUUGGAGAUGGACGAGUUCCACGCUCAGUUGGUCGCUACAUCGACAGCUAGCUCCAGCCGAGCUAACAUCUUCGAACAACCACGUUCAUCACCUCUUGCGCCGAAAGAAAAGAAGCGUGGCAUGCUUAAGAGGCUACACAGAGCUACAACCUCGCCGGAGUAUUUUGCUCAUGCAAACCUGCCACCACCUACACCAACACUACCCAAAGCCAACCAACAACCCAAGCGCCAGACUUUGGCUGCGUUGCAAACUUCCUUUGAUGACGCGAAGAAGCGAAUGACCGAAACACCAGAUGACCGUCGUCGCGAACUAUUGAAAUCCAAGAUUAAAUUUGUCGGGGCUGUUAAUCCGCACUUGUGUGCGCCGCAGCCUGAUCCUUGGUCUCCAUGA
Penicillium pulvis is the source of this 1266-nucleotide messenger RNA. RefSeq lists its product as uncharacterized. Bases 1 to 1266 code for a protein of 421 amino acids. Lineage: Eukaryota; Fungi; Ascomycota; Eurotiomycetes; Eurotiales; Aspergillaceae. The transcript has a single exon. The record is from RefSeq and is a predicted model, not a curated record.